Orycteropus afer afer is the source of this 579-nucleotide messenger RNA. Its product is annotated as olfactory receptor 6C4-like. Lineage: Eukaryota; Metazoa; Chordata; Mammalia; Tubulidentata; Orycteropodidae. Gene Ontology annotation, biological process: G protein-coupled receptor signaling pathway. Gene Ontology annotation, cellular component: membrane. Gene Ontology annotation, molecular function: G protein-coupled receptor activity; olfactory receptor activity. The record is from RefSeq and is a predicted model, not a curated record.
GAUCGCUAUGUAGCCAUCUGCAAACCCCUGCAUUACACAACCAUCAUGAGCACCAGAGUGUGUAUCCAGCUGGUUCUCUGCUCUUGGCUAGGUGGGUUCCUAAUUAUUUUAUACCCAAUCAUCCAGACCAGUCAACUGAAUUUCUGUGCCUCCAAUGUGCUGAAUCAUUAUAUUUGUGACUAUGGACCCCUCAUAGAAGUAUCUUGCUCAGACACAAGACUCCUGGAACUAAUUGACUUCAUCUUAGCAGUUGUGACCUUGGCUGUUACCCUAGUGCUGGUGAUUCUCUCCUACACAAAUAUCAUCAGGACCAUUCUGAAGAUUCCCUCUGCCCAGCAAAGGAAAAAGGCCUUUUCCACAUGUUCCUCCCACAUGAUUGUCAUCUCUCUUUCUUAUGGCAGCUGCAUCUUCAUGUACCUAAAACCUUCAGCAAAAGAAGGCAUUGCCUUCAAUAAGGGAGUAGCUGUGCUCAAUACAUCAGUGGUCCCUUUAUUGAACCCCUUCAUUUACACUCUAAGGAAUAAACAAGUAAAACAAGCCUUCAGGGAUGUGGCCAGAAAGAUUAUGAGUGAGUCAUAA